Molecule: messenger RNA, 3028 nt
Organism: Bemisia tabaci
Lineage: Eukaryota; Metazoa; Arthropoda; Insecta; Hemiptera; Aleyrodidae
Product: E3 ubiquitin-protein ligase LRSAM1
Cellular component (GO): cytoplasm
Molecular function (GO): protein binding
Source: RefSeq, a predicted model, not a curated record
GAUAACAUAACAAACAAACUGCAAUUGCGAACUGCGAAGUUACAAGUUAGGAAGUUAUUUCAAUUUCAGUCCUUUGAAAGGAUCAUGAUUCUUAACGGUUUGUUUCCAUUUUACGGUGAAAAUCAAUUUUUCACUCUGAGGUAGUGUCAUGUGCAUUAUGCAAAUACUCGACGAUGAGUUUCUUCGGGAAAAGUUCCAGACAAAGUAGGAGGAAGAAAGACGAAUUCAAAGCGAUGUUUGAGAGAAAAUUCUGUCUGGCCAAGUCAGAUCCAGAACCCACAUUUGAUCUAAGUGGAUGUGGACUUGAGACUGUGCCAUCGGCUGUUUUUAAGUUUGUUGCUGUCCUGAGAAAAUCAGCUCUCUUUUUACAAAAUAAUGAACUAACAUCAUUCGGGAGCAAAGGGAACAUGAAAGACCUGGAGCUUCUAGAAACUUUGAUUUUAAGCACCAACAAAUUGACCAUUGUGCCUUCUGAUAUCAUUUUAUUGCAAUAUUUAAAAAUUCUAGAUUUAAGUCGAAAUCAGCUUGCAAGCCUCCCUGAUUCGAUUUGCGAGCUCAAGAGUCUGGAAGAUAUGAAUCUAUCUUCGAACAAGCUUUCAAAACUGCCAGUGAACAUAGGAAGACUGACCAAACUAUCACGACUUGAUGUCAGCAACAAUGCAGAGUUGAAGACACUGCCUUCAUCAUUGCAUCAUGCAACAGUGCUUGUUGAAAUAAACUGGAGCCAGAACCAGGACUUCACGUUUCCUCCUCAGGACAUUAUGCGUCAAGGGCCUGCUCGAAUUUUGUCAUUCCUUGCUCAAGAAUGUGAUUCAGGCUGUGAUAUAAACUCAAACGAAAAUCUUCAUUUGAAAAAUUCCUCAAAAAACGUGCCCUCACCUGUGCUGCUGCAACACGAAGAGAUGGAGGCGAAAUUAAAGUUACAAGAACAACUCCGAACUGAAAGAGCCAAAGAGAAAGUGGCGUUUGAAGAAGCGCUAAUGAAGCAGAAACAAUCAGAGUUAGAGUGUCUACUGAGCGAGAAAGAGAAAAGGAAGAAAAUGCUGCGAGAUAUAACAAAAGAGCAAGUCGAACUGGAGAUUCGAAUGAAAAACCUACAGUUGCAGAAAGAAACAGAACGCUCAGACUUACUGCUAUGUCUAAAAGAGGCGGAGAGACUCACUAGUGCAGUAAUCACAGAACUUCUCGAGAGGAAUAGUCAAAUGCGCAGUAGUGAGUAUAGACUUCGUCUGGAGGAAGAAGAUAGAGCACUACAAGAAAAAUUGCUCAAAACUCACUUCGAGAAGUCUCAACUUUAUCGCAAGGAAGCUAUCUAUGAGGCCAUGUACAACUGUCUUGUAGCAGAACGCAAACUAGAGAAACAAUUCUGUGAUCAUCGAGCUGCCAUGACUGAAUUGCAAACCAGAUCUAUGAAAAGUGAGGAACGGAUGAAUGAAAAUUUGGAGGAACUGAUGAAGAAUCGGAGCUCAGAGUGCAACGAGCUGAUCAAGUCAAUCGAGCAAAAUGAGGAUCUUCAAAGGUCGGCCGUAAGCGCACUUUUGGAGCAAUCUGAUGUCCAGUCCUUCCGACUCAUGCACGAAAUCCAAAGCGUAGAAAAACAACUUGCCCAGGCUACGCAGCUUGAACUUGAAGAAAGAAGGCUAACAGUGCUGGGAAAUAUCGUGGAAUUAUGCAAGGAACGAGCUGCUCUGUCGCAGCUGCUCGAAGAACUCCUCAAGCAGCGAGAUGAAAGGAGACUGCAACUGCUGAGCACAAUAAAUAUACUGCAGAGUCAACACUUGAACAAGAAUCUAGCGAAUGAUCCCGAUUACUGGCUUCAGCAGUACCAAACCCUUUUGAGGCUACUGCCAGGAAACUUGCAGAAAGCACAACAGAUGCUAGACGCUCGUCUGAUCCAUCAAUUGGUCUUGGCCAACGCAAUCCAUUGUCUUCCAUUCGUUGCUCACUGUGCCAACUCUAUGGUGAUUCGAGAAAUUUCAGACCAGGAUCUCAUAAAUAGUGGUGUUGUUCUUGGCUCGGAUCGUGCCAAAGUUUUGGAGGCCAUAGGAAAUUUCUUGUUGGAAAUUGAAUCGCCAGUUGUACCUGUCCUUGACGAAAGUAUCGAGACUAACAACACUCCAUCAGCGCCUCCUAUGAAUGAGUGCAUCAUCUGCUUCGAGAGAGAGAUUUCAGUGGUGUUCAUGGAAUGCGGCCAUUGUUGCUGCUGUGAUACUUGCACCGUGCCUUUAAACUGCUGCCCGCUUUGUCGAGCAGCCAUCCAUCGCAAAAUCAAACUCCAUUUAAGCUGAACUCUCCUGAUGAAUGUACCUAAAUUUUCAUAUGUUACCUACCUUAUCCAAGGCUGUUUUUGCACAAUUCAUCUUUUUACUCAAGUUUUUUCAUUAUUACUAUUGUAAGCAUGUAGGAUUAAGAAAUUAUGCUAAAGAUACGUAUCAAAUGCCUUGAAUUUUGUUUGAUGAAGAUUAUAUCAACUGUAAAAAUCAAAAAUAACUAUUUCAGUUGCAGUCCAGUAGCAAUAACUUUUGAUAAGAACCUUUUUGGCUGCUUUUAAAUUAAAAUUUAAUUUUGAAAAUAGUAAAAAUCUUGAAAAAAAAUUAUUGAAAAAAGUAGUAGUUUUCAAACACUUUUUCAUCUAAUUUUCUCCAGAAUUUAAUUCUACCCAAUAAAAUACUUAAAUACAGUUUCUUUUUAUGCAAUUCUUACUACUUCUUCGAAGAAUUAGUAUUUAGUGUUUUUCAACAGUUGUUGCUUCUAGGGCAUGGAAAAUUGAAUCUGAAAUUUGGAAGGGAGCCUUAGGAAAUGUUUGUAAUGAUUAAUAUGAGAUGAAAUGAUUACUUGAUCACAUGAUAAUUUUAACAAUGACACUAUGACAGUAAAAUUUUUAUUGCCUGUGCAAGGGAACUUUUUUUCUAAACGCUUAACUUUGUCUUAUCCAAAAAAUACGCUUUUAAUCUGCAAUAUUACAGUAUUGUCUCAUAUCUAUUGUUUUUUAAAAUAUACGCAAGUAUGCCUUGUUACAUUUAAUAUA